Messenger RNA from Phoenix dactylifera (date palm), 1918 nucleotides. Lineage: Eukaryota; Viridiplantae; Streptophyta; Magnoliopsida; Arecales; Arecaceae. The record is from RefSeq and is a predicted model, not a curated record.
UCACUUGGUCGCGUACUCUAUAAAUCCGGUCGCAACAUGGACGAAGCAGCCCUUGAGCUACCAAGACCGAUAGCGUCUUACGCAAGCAGAGAAAUGGCUUCCACCAGUAGCUGCCAAAUCGACGGGGAGUGGAUCAAUGACGUGAGGGCUCGUGUAAAUUUAGUACAAUCUAUGCACCAUCCCAAGAGAUCAUGCACCAUCUUCAGGGUCCCCGAGCACAUCCGACGGUUGGAUCGUGAAGCCUACGAACCACUGAUUGUUUCCCUCGGACCUUUUCACAACGGCAAACUAGGGUGUUCCUUCAUGGAGUGCCACAAGUGGCAGUGUGUCCGGCACCUUCUAUCGCGUCAUCCAAGUCCGGAGCAUGCGAGUCAAUUGUUGAACCAGUGCUUGUUGGAGUUGAAGAAACAGGAUAACAAUGUCCGGAGCUGCUACUCUGAGGCAUUAUGCCUGAGUACCCAAGAAAUGGCAUUGAUCAUGUUGCUUGAUGGGUGCUUCAUCAUUUAUCUCAUGCUAAAAAUGUGUCCCAGGAAGGAAUCAUUGAUCAAGAAGGAGAGAACAAAGGAGAAGGGGAUUGCAAAGGAGAUAGAAAAGUUGGCAGGCGAGGCGAGGGAAGGGGAGGUUGUUUUAAAUAUCGAUGAGAAGGAUGAACUGCUUGACAGCCCAACUGUGGCAGGGCUGUUCACUAUGGAUGUAGUGGUUUAUGAUUUGCUGAAGCUUGAGAACCAAAUUCCUUUCUUCAUCAUCCAAUUGCUAUUUGAUCAUCUCAAAGUAUGCGAGGAUGGACAGAUUAAUCUUGUUGACCUUGCUCUUCGGCUUUUCGGGGGCAUCCAUCCCAAGGAAUCCAUAUCAUUCAAGAAGAAGUCCCCCGGUGAAUACCAUCAUCUGCUCCAUCUAUUUUAUUCAUCUCGGAUCCCUUCAGAAAAGCCAGUAGAGUCUACAUCUGCACCAGGGGAAGCUGCUCCUUCACAAGGGGCUUCGACAUCUGCACCGACUUCGAAAUCUAUACCAGGAUGUAUUGAACUCGUGAAGUGGAGGAAAGCAGAAGUUGAUCCUCCACGAAGGUCUCCGACAACUGCACCCAAGUGGUUUCCCAGUGCGACGGAGCUCGACAGGGCUGGAAUAAAGUUCGAGAGGAAGGAACAGGCAGACAGUUUCUUGAACAUAAAAUUCCAGAAAAGGAAGAUACCACCACCGCUAUGCCUCGGGAAGUUGUUUUUAAUGCUUAGGAGUGGGCGGAUGGAGAUACCACCACUGCAAAUCUAUGACUAUACCGGUCCUCUCUUCCGAAACCUCAUAGCUUUCGAACAGUGCUAUUUUGACACUGAGAUGUACAUUACGAUAUACGCACUCUUUAUGGAUUGCAUCAUCGACCAGGCUGAGGACGUGCAGUUGCUCUACUUGAGAGGCAUACUGGAACAUGGGCUAAGCAAUGAUCAAACAGUGGCAGACCUCAUCAAUCAGUUGCGCAGUAAGAUCCACCAUUUUCCGGAAAAGAACUACCUUUUAAAUCAGAUUGAGGAAGUGAACAGCUUUUAUGAAGUCACAUGUCACAAAAGGGUUGCUGCUUUGAGGCGAGACUAUUGUAGCAGCCCAUGGGCUACAAUUUCAGUGUUGGCAGCGGCCUUUCUUCUCUUGCUGACCGUCGAGCAGGCAAUAUUUUCUGCAAUGUCCUAUGUUCAACCUUUACAGAAAGGGUGAGUGGAUGAGAAAGGAUUCCCUCCAAACAUGGAUACCGGAGAAUUUUUCGUUUAUCUAGGGAGAAUAUAAACUAGGCGAUUAACUGUGGUUGUUAGGUAGUAUAGAUAAAUGCGGUUGGCUAUAUUGUUGACCUCAUAAAAAAUAAUUUGCUGCUAUGCAUCAUGGUUGGUUUGUAAUUUUCUUCAAAGUUAGCUAUUGGAUCUAAUAUUGUUGUGUC